Molecule: messenger RNA, 2952 nt
Organism: Melitaea cinxia (Glanville fritillary)
Lineage: Eukaryota; Metazoa; Arthropoda; Insecta; Lepidoptera; Nymphalidae
Gene: Tmem214
Product: transmembrane protein 214
Exons: 10
Coding region: 191-2179 (662 amino acids)
Cellular component (GO): endoplasmic reticulum; Golgi apparatus
Source: RefSeq, a predicted model, not a curated record
UCUAAGUGAUGCAACUCUAUGAAAUGCAAUCGUGUGCACUAAACCCAAUGCCACGUUUUGUCCAAGUGGAAGCCAAUGAGAAUAUACUUCAGUUUUCAGUUUGACGUUUUUGCUUUGUUUUUGCCGAAUCUUGUCGCUUUCUCUGUAUCUACAACAAAAUAAUUCAUUAAUAUUUUAAAACUGCUUAAAUAUGUCGAGCGGUCAAUGGGAAGUUGUUGGAAAAAGUAAGAAGGCUCAAAACGGUAAAGUUAAAAACCCUAAAGAUGACGAGAAAAAGCCGACUAAAAACGGAACAAAACUUGAAGAUAUUGUACCUCAUUCGCCGAUAAAGUCUUACUAUGCUGGUAUGGAGAUCGAUGACACCAGUAAGCCGCCAAAGGAGCAAAAGAAGGGCGGAGAAAAGAAAAAUAAAAAGCAAGAUAAAAAAUCCGAGCCCACUAAGCCUAAACCUAAAUAUAUAGAAGAUGCUGUUUAUGAAAUUGACCUAACUGAGUUGGCCAGCAUUAUAACUACGAAUAAAGUUAGAUUUUCUAAUGCACCCCUGGUUUGGUUGAAAGAAGUUGCCAAUUUUCUAAAUUCAAAAAUACAAAUUGAAAUUGAUGACCCAACCUUCUCUAACUAUCAUCCAAACUACCCACUUUCUGCUAUACCAGAUGAUGUAAAAAUUAUAUUAAAGAAAUUGCUGGAAGAUGCAGGUUGGCAGGAUGAUCAGUUAUUUUUUGAUAUUACACUCACUGCCUUAGCCAAUGACAUGAGUAGAGGUCAGCCUGCUCAUGGACAUAGAUUAUUACUUCAAAUGCUGGCCAGAGAUAACCCCGAAUUCUGCGUGGCCUCCAUACAGAAGAUUAUCAGUCUUAGAAACUCGUAUCAAAACAGACCACCAAUUUGCCUCUCUUUGCUUUGGGCAUUAGGACAGGGUGGAGUAGAAAACUUUGCUGUUGGAUUUAAAGUCUGGAAUGAUGUAUUCCUUCCCCUCAUGGAACUAAAGAAUUACUCUAAGUACGUGAUAACAUACUUAAAUAUUUUGCUAGACCUACAUAAAGACGAAAAAGUGACACAAGAAAAAUAUUUCGCUAUGUUGGACAUGGUUAACAAUAAAAAGAAUGCUCUCUCAAAGGAUCUGUCAAGCGAUCUUACCAGUCAAUUAUUUAAACUUAAGGAAAUGUACUUCAAGAAUAGCGGCAACAAGUUACAAGUGGCAUUCAACCAGCUAAUGAAGAAACUACCUAACCAAUAUCUUAGUGGGUCAAACGUGGACCCCUAUAAUGAAGUCAUAUUAGACAGCUUAAUUGAAUGUUUGGAACUAGAUGAUUCUUGCAAUAUGACAUGGAGACAACUCUUCCAUAAAUGCAGUAAACAGUCAGCUACCUUGAUAGAGCAUAUAAAUGAGAAUUGGGAUAGAGCAAGUCCGAGAUUAAAUAUGAAAUCAUUGAAAGUGACAUUAAUGCAAUACAUGGAAGUAUGUGGAGACACACUGAAAGGCAAGAAAAAGGACGAGACAGUUGUUAAAACCAAAAAAAUAUGCCAGGGUAUUCUAGACAACAUGACCACCAGUACUAGAAAGUUCCCUUGGCUAUGGGCCAGCUUCUUCCUGCUGGUUGGUAUCGCUGGACUGAUUUCAUAUGAUGUUUCAAGGGUUAAUGGCAAUUUUCCUAAAAGUGCAACAGGAAAACUCCUGAAUGAUCUUGGUAUCCUUGAACAGAGUCAGCAUGCAUGGAGAAAGACGUUAUCUACUUCAGCUCGGGGUUACUUAUGGCUGGAAACAAAUGUACCAAUUUACUAUGCCACAACAGUUGAAACUUGCGCCCCUUACGCACAACUUUCAAAGGAACUUGUCAUAGUAGCUGGCAAGAAAAUGGGAUCUUUAUAUGGCAAUAUGAAAGAUUAUGUUGUCGAGAAGACACCAGUAGUGGUGGCUACUAUAGACCAGUACGCUCCAGGUGUCAUAGAUACCAUACAGAGUUACGUUGUUAGUGGGUACACAACUAUCAAGAAAUAUUCGAACGAUUAUUACCAAGUCACACUAGAGUAUUUUAAGACGAAAGUGUUUGUUGGAGAAUGGGCACCAGAAAUCCUUCAAAACAAGACACAGUUGGCUCUGAAUGCUACUCGAACCCACAUGUCAUCGUACUUCCAUUGGUUCAGGAAACAAGUAGACUUAUACUCAGAGAUACCCUGAAGCUAAAUGUGUGUUGUGAAGCGAAAGACUUUGUCGAAUGCUGUAAAAGAUUUAUUUUUCAGGGGUGCCAGUUAGCUUCAGUCUUUCAUUUGUUAAUCUCACACAAUAAUUUUAGUAAAUAAGUUACAAAUAAUUUCGUUUAAUUUGAAAUUCAGUAGUUACGAGUUUACGUUGUUUAUUAUUAACACAAUAAUUUGUGACCACUAAAAAUGAUUGUUUUUUUUUAAAUUAAAAUGGGAAUUGUAUUUAUAAAUAAACAUUUUAAUUCAAUACAAUAUGUAAAAAAUGUUAAUUACAUGAUAUAUUCUAUAAAAAAAAAAAUUAAAAUCAAGUCAAAUUUGUUUAUAUAUCUUUAUUUUAAACAAAGCUAUGAUUGUUCAUACAUCUAUUUCUUAAACUUGUUCAUUGUGCAUUUAUAUGUAGAUAACUAAUAAAUCAAGUAUAAAUUAUGUAUACAACGAAAUGAACCAUUUCAUUCAUCACAAUAAAAGCAAUUUUUUGUCCUAUAUCAUAAUUAGUGGUUAGAACAAACAUGACAAUUAAGGCUGUAUCGCAACAAAAUGUCAGUAUUUUAAUAAAUACAUUCCUUCAGAUGCAUUUUGAAAUCGUAAUUAAUUUGGCAAUAAUUUAAUAAUAUAAGUCCUCUUUGCUAUAACUUUUAUUUUGUGAAAAGUAAGAUGUUAAUAAGUUUUUGUAGUGUAUUUAUUUGUGUUGAUGAAGGUUCGUGUGUUUUAAUGUGAAUACUGAAUUGAAAUUAUAGAGGGAUGAAUUUC